Phacochoerus africanus (Common warthog) is the source of this 956-nucleotide messenger RNA. It is a transcript of the gene IZUMO4, whose product is annotated as IZUMO family member 4. Bases 59 to 715 code for a protein of 218 amino acids. Gene Ontology annotation, cellular component: nucleus. The transcript is spliced from 10 exons. The record is from RefSeq and is a predicted model, not a curated record. NCBI's taxonomy places the organism in Eukaryota, Metazoa, Chordata, Mammalia, Artiodactyla, Suidae.
CAGAGGGGCGUGGCUCGAGGGGCGCCGUCGGUUGGCCGGCGGCGGGCGGGGGCGGGCCAUGGCCCUGCUGCUGUGCCUGGGCCUGACAGCUGCGCUGGCCCGAGGCUGCUUGCACUGCCACGGCAACUUCUCAGAGAAGUUCUCCUUCUACCGCCAUCACGUGAACCUCAAGUCCUGGUGGGUGGGCGACAUCCCUGUGUCGGGUUCGCUGCUCACCGACUGGAGCCAGGACACGAUGAAGGAGCUGCAUCUGGCCAUCCCCGCGGAAAUCACCCGGGAGAAACUGAACCAAGUGGCAAACGCCGUGUACAAGAGAAUGGAUCAGCUGUACCAGGGAAAGAUGUAUUUCCCGGGGUAUUUCCCCAACGAGCUGCGAGCUAUCUUCCGGGAGCAGGUGCACCUCAUCCAGAAUGCCAUCAUCGAAAGCCGCAUCGACUGUCAGCGUCACUGUGGCAUCUUCCAGUACGAGACCAUCUCUUGCACCAACUGCACAGACUCACAUGUUGUCUGCUUUGGCUACAACUGCGAGUCGUCGGUGCAGUGGGAGACAGCAGUGCAGGGCCUCCUCCAGUACAUAAAUAAGUGGCACAAACAGAGCACCAGCACGAGAACCACUCCAGCCUUCCUGAUAUCACCAAGCUUCACCUGUCUGGAGCCCCCACAUCUGGCCAACCUGACUCUGGAAAACGCUUCCGAGUGCCUGAUGCAGCACUGAGGGGAGCCGGCUGGUCAGACCUGUCUGAGACCAUGGUGUGGGGCCAGGACUCUGUUGGACCGUUUGGGCCUGACUGAUGGAGCAGGCCUGCUGCUGCCUGGGUGCCCCACCCUCCUUGGAGCCCAGGCCGGGCUGGGGCGGGAGGAGGGUAAGGGAGAUAACUUGGGUUUGUACAGAGUAUAGCGUUGACGUGGGGAAUCACAGCAAUCUGAUGGAAUGAUUAAAUAUCCCUGACAUUUCU